Kazachstania africana CBS 2517 is the source of this 747-nucleotide messenger RNA. RefSeq lists its product as uncharacterized. Lineage: Eukaryota; Fungi; Ascomycota; Saccharomycetes; Saccharomycetales; Saccharomycetaceae. The record is from RefSeq and is a predicted model, not a curated record. The transcript has a single exon. Bases 1 to 747 code for a protein of 248 amino acids.
AUGGCAUAUAAUAAAAUAAAUUCAAUCAAUUAUAACUUGAAUAAGCUGAGUAAAGAAGAGAUGGACUGCGAAAUUGAAAAGAUAAUAAAUGAGACCAGACAACUGGAAAAUUUGGUUGAAAGAACAAGUGAUCAGACUUUAAAAGAGAUUAAUAGAUUAGAUAGAGUUAUACAAAAUUACAGUCAAAGAAGAACGGUUGACAAGGUUGAUAAAGAGGAAGAGGAUGAAACUAAUGAUAAUACUCAUCCUCACCCUCAUGCCUGGAGUUUAAGAUUCUUUAAAUUUUGUACCAAGAAAAAGGAUGAUAAGAAAUAUUUACUAAGAGCUGAAAUUCCAGGAAGCGAUUAUUCUGCAAUCAACUCUAGUUUGUUUGCUCAUAACAGCAGUGAUUUAUCAUUGUCUAACGAUCAUCCAAAUGGUGGUUUUACAAAUCACAAUUAUUCACUCUCCCCUUUACAAAUAUUCAAUUCAGCUUUGAAUUCAUCUCCCACAAUUGGUCAUAUUAGGGAACGUGGUGAAAGUAUUAUCAGUGACGAUUUUCUGUAUAUGAAAAGAAUGAAUGCACUCAAAUAUCGUUUAAUGGAUCAAAGUUUAUAUAAUGGACAGAUUCAAGAUAGUGAUAAUUUGAAUAUUGUCACGCCUUUAUUGCUGAAGUUUAAUGGCGACAGUAAUAUGGAAAAGAACACAAUAGGCCAAGUCAGCUGGUGGCAUACGAUGAUACAUUCAAUCAGAAAUGUAUUUAAAUAA